This is a messenger RNA of Racocetra fulgida, 989 nucleotides long. The record is from the annotation of a GenBank genome assembly. Lineage: Eukaryota; Fungi; Glomeromycota; Glomeromycetes; Diversisporales; Gigasporaceae.
ACAGUAACAAUCUUUCAAACAGUAACAAUAUUUCAAAAAGUGACAAUCUUUCAAUCAGUGACAAUCUUUCAAUCAGUAACAAUCUUUCAAUCAGUGACAGUCUUCCAAACAGUGACAAUUAUUCAAACAGUAACAAUCUUCCAUAUAGUGACAAUUAUUCAAACCGUGACAAUUUCUUAAACAGUUAUUCAAAGAGACAAAGUAGCAGUAAUAAUACUCAAUAUUACACAUGGGAUAAUAAAACUGUCAAUUUGACUAUUAUCCCAAACGCUGCAUAUAAAAAAAUAUUUUAUGGAAUAGAUUAUGGUCCUGUAAAUGCUAUUUAUCCUUUAUGCGUAAACACUUUGGGUGAUUUUAUCGAAGAUGUGAAAAUAAUUUCUCAAUUAACUAACAGAGUACGGGUUUAUGGAAUGGAUUGUAAUAUCGCUGAUUAUACUAUGGAAGCAAUCCUUUUAUUAAAUUUGAAUAUGACUCUUGUUCCCACUAUUUGGAUUGAUAAUAAUGAUACUACUUAUCAAAGACAAUUUGAUCUUUUAUUUAAUUUCAUCGGAAAAUAUGGUGUAGAUAAAAUUGAUGGUAUUUCAGUUGGUAAUGAAGAUGCAGUGUGGGUUAAUAUUCAUCCAUAUUGGUAUGGAGUUAAUAUAACCGAUGCUGCAUCAUGGACAUUUAAUACCUAUAAUGAAUCUGUCGUCAAACUUGCUGAAAGUGCUAGCAAAGACUCUUUUAUAUCUGAAGUUGGUUGGCCGACUGACGGCGAUAUACAUGGUUCUGCUGCUCCUAGUGUCCAAAAUUUACAAAUAUUUUUAGAUACUUUUGUUUGUUCAGCUAAUUCAAAAGGUAUUAAAUAUUACUAUUUUGAAACUUUUGAUGUUCCUUGGAAGGCUGCAUUACUUGGUCCAGAACAGAGUGAUGAAUAUCACAUAUACCAGGAACGGAGUGAUGAAUAUCAUGGAUACCAGGAACGGAGUGAUGAAUAUCAUGGAUACUAG